Drosophila teissieri is the source of this 1855-nucleotide messenger RNA. RefSeq lists its product as uncharacterized. The record is from RefSeq and is a predicted model, not a curated record. NCBI's taxonomy places the organism in Eukaryota, Metazoa, Arthropoda, Insecta, Diptera, Drosophilidae. The transcript has 5 exons. Bases 29 to 1627 code for a protein of 532 amino acids.
CAUAGCAACUGAGUAUAGAAUUGUAGUUAUGGCGUUUGUGGACCUCUCAGCCGUGAAUCGCUGUUCACUGCCAAAGGAGUCGUUUAGAGGUGCCAAUGAGACUUGUAGCCUGGCCAGGAGUACACUGAGUUGUGGCUCGUUUGUCUACCUUAUUAACUACUUAGAAAUAUUCUUCUGCGUGUUUAAGCUACCAACGAUAUCAAUUUAUGGAUUUAUAAGUGCUCUCCUACUGAUAGUGCACUUAAGCCUGCUUUUCAUGGUGACUAAAUAUUUUUUCGUGCCAAAUUUAGCGACGCUCAUUGAGUUUGCACCCAUGACAAUGUUUGGAUCUAGUUUUCUAUUGUUUGGGCCCACAUUUUUCGUGUCAUACUACAACAGUUUCUGGGAAAUAUGCGAUUCUCGAAAACUAAACCUGAGUCCGUUGCAGUUUGCCAAAAUUAUGGGCGACAUAAUGCGCUAUAUUUUGAUUGGAUUUAUGGUUAUUUGUAUGCAGGGAUAUCGAGUGGACGGAGUUACUUUUUGGUCCAGCAUGACUUUUAAUUUGACUGGAAUGAUCUACUUGUAUAUCGUAGUCAAAAAGUCAUACAAUGUUCCCCGUGUAGCUGCGGACUUAUAUUUGAUUAAGUUUCGGGUCACUGUGUUUUUGUACACUUUUUUGAUGGUUUUACUGGUGAUCUUUGUCGUGUCGCAUACAUCUUUUCAACGAAGCGUGGUGAAACGUAAACAAACUCAGGAAAACUUUGGGGAAAUGGACAGCGGUGAUGAGAUUCUGGGCAAAUACCAGAAGCAAAGAGCUUUUUCCAGGCGUGAAAUUUGGAUGAAGGCGGUGAACGGAUAUGCGAAUAUGGCUGAUUCAAAUGUGAUAUAUAAGAUUUCAAUGGUGCCGGCCUACUUUGUAUUAUCUAAUUUCAUCCCGGUUUUAUCCAAAGAUCGCAUUCUGAUUGGCUGGAACAAGUACACAAGCUGCCUGGGAUUGGUUAUCCUGCCAAUCAUGUGCAUGCCACAUGGCUUCAAAGCUGUCAGCUGGUUAAUGUUGCUCCUGACCUGCUGGACGCUUAGCAUCCUGACCUUUAUCUCCACUCAUUCUCUGAGGAGACCCGAUAAUAUUUGGAUUUUUGCACUGCUUGGAUUAAUCAUCAGCUCGGUGUCCAUCAACUUUCUAAGUCGAGAGAUGGAGAAUAUAAUAUAUCAAUACAUAAGUACGCAGUUCGACGUCAUGCCUGACAUGACGGCAUUGAUGUACUUCGGAGUGGGUGAGAUGUUCAGUGAAUCCAUUGUUGUGAGGUGCCUGCAGCAGAGGAAGAUGUGGGAUGCCACCUAUGGCGUUGUGCUGAGCUUGGUCACUUAUGCGAUCUUCUUGGCAUUUCCACUCCUCUUCUACCAAGGAUGCUACAACCCCAAAUGCAGUAUAAUUGUAACAUCUUCAACGGAAACGGCCAUUCAUUUUAUAUUUUUAAUCCUGACCACUAGUCUGCUUCACAUUUCCUUCAGUGGAUAUGAGUUUCGUAUAUCCUUGUUAUUCUAUCUCUUAAUGUUGGCUGUUUUUUAUGUGAUACUCCAGUGGAUGACUCACUACGAUUGGAUACUUUCCUUGGCUAAUCUUUAUAAAUCUAAAAACAAUGAUUAGUUAUAAUAUGUGGCAAUUGUUUGAUCAUUAAGUCUGCAGGUUAUGGCACAAAAAUGAUAGAUUACAAAAGCACUAACAUUUAGCUUUUAUAAACAAAAUCGCUACUACCAUUUUCGCGUUUAAUUAGCAUAUUUAACCGUAUCACCCAUAAAUAUCCACCUCCAUCUCGAUAUUUCUUAAGGAAGACAUCAAAAGUUAUUACCAAAUAAAUGAACUUAAGUUUCCCAA